Cherax quadricarinatus is the source of this 2231-nucleotide messenger RNA. The record is from RefSeq and is a predicted model, not a curated record. NCBI's taxonomy places the organism in Eukaryota, Metazoa, Arthropoda, Malacostraca, Decapoda, Parastacidae.
AUGGUACUAAUGAUGUCGUUGUUGUGUUUCCUGACAGACCACGUGCGGGAGUUCUCAUGUGGACUACUCUACUACCGCACAUUUCACAUGGACGAGUCCCGGGACACACUCUACGUUGGUGCCAUGGACAAGGUCAUCCGGGUUAACAUGAACAACGUCAGCCAGACCAACUGUGAGACGGACGCCAUCGUGCUGGAGCCGACCAGUGUGUCCAACUGUGUGUCCCGGGGAAAGUCUGAGCACUUCGACUGUCGUAACCACAUCCGGGUGAUCCAGCCCAUGUCUAAUAACCGCCUUUACAUUUGUGGAACCAACGCCCACAACCCCAAGGACCUGGUCAUCUAUGCCAACCUGACGCACCUGGCCCGUCACGAACACGUUCCUGCCGUCGGUUCUGGGGUGGCCAAGUGUCCCUUCGACCCCGUGGACAACAGCACGGCGGUGUGGGUGGAGAGUGGUAACCCGGGGUCGCUACCGGGGCUAUACUCCGGUACUGUGGCAGAGUUCACCAAGGCAGACACGGUUAUCUUCAGGGCAGACCUUUUCAACUUCACCACCAAGAGACGAGAGUAUCCCUUCAAGAGAACUAUCAAGUACGACUCCAAGUGGCUAGACAAGCCUAACUUCGUGGGGUCUUACGAAGUCGGGGAGUACGUGAUGUUCUUCUUCCGGGAGACGGCGGUUGAGUACAUAAACUGCGGCAAGAACGUGUACUCUCGCGUGGCUAGAGUGUGCAAGAAGGACACAGGUGGCAAGAACAUCCUGACUCAGAACUGGGCCACCUACCUCAAGGCUCGCCUCAACUGCUCCAUCCCAGGAGAGUUCCCUUUCUACUUCAACGAGAUCCAGUCUGUGUACAAAAUACCUGGCGAUGACACUCGCUUCUACGCAGUCUUCACCACCAGCAUGAACGGCCUCAUGGGCUCAGCCAUUUGCACCUUCAGUCUGGAUGACAUCCAAGAUGCCUUCCUGGGCCGCUUCAAGGAGCAGGCGACCUCUUCCUCGGCCUGGCUGCCCGUCCUCACCUCAAAAGUGCCAGAGCCGAGACCAGGCCAGUGUGUCAAUGACACCCAGACACUACCAGAUAAUGUGUUGACCUUCCUACAAUCACAUCCUCUAAUGGACGAGGCGGUAGCCCACGAGCACAACAAGCCAGUGUUCUUCAAGAGAGACCUUAUCUUCACUCACCUGGUGGUAGACAAGGUCACUGGGGGGACCUACGGACAAGAGAACACAUAUACAGUCUACUAUGCUGGAUCUUUGGAGGGCCGUGUGUACAAGGUGGUAGAGUGGCUGGAUGAUGAAGAUGUCUCACACUCUGAGCUUCUCGAUGUCUAUGAGGUCACUACACCUGAACCAAUAAGGGCAAUACAGAUUUCCAAAAAGCACAAGUCUUUAUAUGUGUCAUCUGAUGCUCGAGUACGACAAGUGGACCUGUUCAUGUGUCAUGGACGCUAUGACAGCUGUCUGCGCUGCUCUCAUGACCCAUACUGUGGCUGGGAUAAGGAUGCGAAUGUGUGCAAAUCUUAUCAGCCUGGCCUUCUGCAGGAUGUUACAGGCUCAACUCCAGGACUGUGUGAUGCUUGCAUUGCAAAGAAGAAGAUGGUAGUGACUUGGGGCCAAAGCAUUCAUUUAGGCUGUGCUGUAAAACUUCCCCGUCCCAUCUCUUUAAAAGACAUUACUUGGCACCACUACUCGAAAGAUAAGGGCAAAUAUCAAAUUAGAUACAGGCCCGACAAGUAUAUAGAGACUUCUGAACAUGGUUUAGUUGUGAUGAAUGUCAACGAGGCAGAUGCAGGUCGGUAUGACUGCAAGAUGGGUGGAGAUAUUGUUUGUUCAUAUAAUAUCACAGUAGAUGCUCAUCGCUGCUCAGCUCCAGCUCGCACGAAUGAUUUCCAGAAGGUAUAUAGCGACUGGUGUCAUGAGUUUGAAAAGUACAAACUGGCUAUGAAGACCUGGGAGAGGAAACAAGCGCAAUGUGCAAAUAGGAACAACAUUAGCCAGCAAAACAGCCAUCCCAACGAUAUAUAUGCCAGGAGUAGCCCAUUUGUCUGAUCACGUCCAAUUAUUGAAGACUCGUCUCAUAAAGCUAUAGAGGUAGAUGUGAGAGGAACUUUCCUUCCUUAUAAUGGUCAAGCAUUUGCCUGUUGUAAUUGGUUCAGCACAUGUAAUCUGUAAACCAUUGAAAAUGUGUAACUUUCUUACAGUAAACUGCCAACUAUUUAUUUUGA